UAUUUACUUAGUGCCACCUACUAAACAAUUCACUCCUUACACUUGUACCAAAAAGUUUGAGAAAGUAUGGAGGAUAAACCGAAUAGUUAUACAUUCUUCUCCCAUUUUCUUUUUUUUUUUUUUUUUUUUUUUUUUUUUUUUUUUUUUUUUUUUUUGAAUUUUAAAUUUCCUCCUUCACACAUGUCCAAAGCAAGAAUCGGAUGCAUGAGAACCUCAUCCACUAGACUGUAAUCUGAGCAUGUCGCUACAAAAAUUUCAUCACAUGCCACCAAAAACAGGAGAUAAACUCAAACCGAUCCAUUCAUAAAACCCUCUUUCACCCAAACCCUAUUUUUCCUCUUUUAGACCCUCUCUUUUUAUGCUUAAUUUCCUAUAAAUUCAACAUUUCUUCUUCGAUCUCACUCCUGAUUUUGAUAUCUUAUUCUCAAAUCUCCAAACCCUUUUGACAAAUAUUUCUCCUCACAAUUCCUCCAUCUUCAACUUCUAGUUUAUCCUCACCAUAUAAUUGUUCGAUUACUGCAUUUUUAACAAGCAUAAAACGGUGGAUCGAAGGCAUGGAAAGCGCCCACUUCCACCGGAAGCAUCAGAGGAUAAAGAGAAACAAGAGCUCGAAGAGCAUCAUCAGUUUCCUUCUUAUGAAUCUUCUUGGUCAGAAACUGAUAUGUCAGCCAUGGUUUCUGCUCUAACUCAAGUGAUUGGCACCGGCGACGACCAGUCAAACAUGAUGCAGUCGAACCCUCCAUCAGCUUCUUCAGAUUUACCUCUUGUCAAAGACGAGCCUGACCCACCUCAACCAGCUCAAGAUCAAGGAACAACAAGGAGGAGACAUUACAGAGGGGUUAGACAAAGACCUUGGGGCAAAUGGGCAGCUGAAAUUCGAGAUCCUAAAAAGGCAGCUCGAGUGUGGCUUGGCACAUUCGAGACUGCUGAGGAUGCAGCCAUGGCAUAUGAUAAAGCUGCCCUUAAAUUUAAAGGCACCAAGGCUAAACUUAAUUUCCCUGAAAGAGUUCAAGGAAUGCCUGAAUUUUUCUAUUUAAUGGGUGGAGAUUCUUCUUCAAAAUCAAAGCCCUUUAAUGACCAAAAUGUAAGGCCUCCAGUGGUUAAUAAUCCCCCUCCUCCUCCAAUUCACCAUGAAGCUUAUCCCGACUUGCUUCAAUAUGCUCAAAUUCUUUCAAGUGAUGAUUCUAGUUUUAAUUAUUACACUUCAAGUCUCUUUAAUCAAGAAGCUUUCUCUCCACAUUCUUCUUCAACCUUAUCGUCAUCCACCAGCUCAUCAUAUCACCAGCAGCAAAACCAACAGGACCUUAUGAGAUUUUCAUCAAACUUAGAAGAUUUUCAUGAUCAUGGGAAGGAUUUUGAUGACUCAAAUGGGUAGUACCACGUUAUCUACACGUCUAUUUAAUAAAAUCAUCGUCAUUUAUACAUUUAUUUUUUUUCCUCUUAUCCCUGCCUGACUAUUACCGUUGGGGAUAGUUUUAAAAUGAAUGUAUAUGUGAUAAGAUUGUAUUAAAUAGAUAUACAUAUCUGUGUCUAAAUGAAUAGCGUCGACGUCUUUUUCGAUUAUUCCUUUCAAGAACAUUAUCAUCAAGUGUAUCUUUGCAUUCAAGUUUCAAGAACGAGUUGCAGCAGAAUCGACCACAACAAAAUGAUCGAGAACUUUCCAAGUAUUUUUAUAACAAAUUUGGGAAGCAGCGUGAUUAGCUAGUUCUGCUUUUUUGGUGCAUGCCUAGGCGAAAUAUAUAUUUGUAGCAAUUGGCCGAAGGAGCAUCUUCUAGUUUGCGACUUUGUGUAACGAGAGGUGUAAACUCUAAAUGAGUAAGAGAUUUGAGUUUCUUUCUUUGUAUUUUCUUCUGCAAAAUCUAAUGUUUCUUGUCAUCUUAUGAAUUAAUUAUAUGAUAUUAUGUGUGUC
Pistacia vera is the source of this 1909-nucleotide messenger RNA. RefSeq names its product ethylene-responsive transcription factor ERF113-like. The record is from RefSeq and is a predicted model, not a curated record. Gene Ontology annotation, molecular function: DNA-binding transcription factor activity; DNA binding. NCBI's taxonomy places the organism in Eukaryota, Viridiplantae, Streptophyta, Magnoliopsida, Sapindales, Anacardiaceae. The coding region runs from base 662 to 1375 and encodes 237 amino acids. The transcript has 2 exons. Gene Ontology annotation, biological process: ethylene-activated signaling pathway; regulation of DNA-templated transcription.